AUGCCAGGAGGGAAGAAGAAUACUGUAUAUAGAAGAAAGCGGAAAGGAAAGCCUUUUACUGGAGUGCAGAGAUACGCAAGGAAAGCGAAGAAAAUGCCGCGUGCGGAUAGAGAAGUCACAAACUCAGCAUCGAGUUCCUCGUGUGAUGAGGCUCUGUCAGAUGCCGAAAGUGCUUCCAUCAGUGCUUCGAGACUCAAAAUGAGACCAGAAGAUUCACCAGAUAGUUCAUCAAAGAUUUCUGAUGUAAAUGAUUUUCAGGGAGAGGGAUACAGACUUGUAGACCUCAAGAAAUUAUAUGCCACGUUGUCUGAAGCACAUGUGUGCGAGGAAGUGUCUGUUGUGUGGUAUGUGGUGAAUAAAUUUUGUGCUACUGGAACAAAUACUUAUGAAGCAGGUGACUGUUUGCCUGAAGUGUUCUUUGAACUGCUGAAGCCAACAUUCAUCACACUUAGUGAAACUAAGCUGCUCCAAAGGUGUGUGCGUGGCGCCACCCAAAAUCGCAAUGAAUGCAUCAACGGACUGGUGUGGGCACGCUGCCCAAAACACAAGCAUCAUGGUGCCAAGGUGAUUAGAUGUGCAGUUGCUUCUACUGUGUGCCAUUUUCAUAGUGGAGCUGCCAGCAGAGCAAGAAUAAUGCAGAGACUGGUAAUUCCAGCAGGGGAGUACACUCAGAAGGCCUCAGAAGAAAAGGACAAGAGGCGGUUGAGAAAAUCGGACCUUCAGACCUCUGCUAAAGAAAAGAAGCGCCGGCAAGGAGAGCAAAUGAGGCGCACACGCAGAGAAGAUGCCCUACGGGAGGCUGAUGGUGAUACCUAUGAACCUGGAGGCUUCUAAGUGACUGAAAGAAACAUUUGCUAUGAUAUUGGAUAGUUCAUAGCCAUGCAAAUUUGUGCAGACAAUCUUCGUUUUAGCUUUUUAACUUUAAUCGCACUUUUCUCAAAAUGUGCAUUUUGCGCAUUCUAGAAAACAUAUCUCAUAGAGGAUUUAACCAAUUGACUUGAAAUUUUCAAUGUUUAUUGCUUUCAAAGAGUGUCUGGGAAUGAGCAAAGGGUUUUUCUGUAGCUUUACUUUGUCAAAAGUUACAAAGAAAAUUGUGGUGGAAAUUCACCCCAAAAAUUUUGCUUUACUUUAACUGGAGGCUGGAACCAAAGUUUUUUAUAUUUUUUAAAACUCUAUGCUCAUCCCCAUGAUUAGCCUAUAUACUAUAUAGUUAUAAAAACAAAUCAGAGCUAGCUGCAUUCCAUAUCAAGAUUUCUUUUCUAGAGUACAUGUGGGUUGUGCACAGUAUGGGGUAACAAUAUUUUGCUGGUAUCAGGUUACAAAUAAACUGUGUGCAGAAAUAAUUGAAAAAACUGAAAUCUGUGAUUCAUUAGCUUUUCAGUGAUAUAUGGUUUUAUAUGGUUUAACUAAAAACUGUGGAUGUGACAAGUCAUUGAAAAAAGGGGUCUUUUUUAGGUUAAGUCCCA
Pocillopora verrucosa is the source of this 1466-nucleotide messenger RNA. NCBI's taxonomy places the organism in Eukaryota, Metazoa, Cnidaria, Anthozoa, Scleractinia, Pocilloporidae. The record is from RefSeq and is a predicted model, not a curated record.